CGGACACCACAACAACACGGACCGCGUGCUGUACGUUUUAAGUCCGUGUUCGACGCUUUAUGUUGGAGUUAUUGUUAUUAUUUUUCUGCCACUACAUGUUGAUUUGCCGCCAUGAAUUCAGACGCGCUCGUGCUGUUGGAGACCGUUAACUUUGCCGCGGAGAAACACCGCAACCAGCGACGCAAGGACGCGGACAAGACGCCGUAUAUCAACCACCCGAUCGGAGUAGCAAGAAUCUUGAGCCAUGAAGGAGGCAUCACAGACAUCGAGGUUUUGCAAGCGGCUCUUCUUCACGACACGGUGGAGGACACGGACACCACCCCCGCCGAGCUGGAGGCCAAGUUCGGAGCGACCGUCGCUCGCAUCGUGCAGGAAGUGACCGACGACAGACGUCUGCCCAAGCAGGAGCGGAAGCGUCAGCAGGUGGAGCACGCGGCUCACUGCAGUCAACAGGCCAAACUGGUCAAACUGGCAGAUAAACUGUACAACCUGAGGGACCUGAACCGCUGCACACCUGACGGUUGGACAGCUGAGCGGGUCCAGGAGUAUUUUAUCUGGGCCUCAGCGGUGGUGAGAGGCCUGAAAGGAACCAACUCGGUCCUGGAGGAGAAGCUGGACGAGCUGUUCAGACAGAGAGGAGUCCCGCUCUGACAACACAGCAGAGAACAGACGAUCGAACUUACAAAUGAAUCCAAUUUUCAUCUAUUUGAAAAAAAAUAAUAAUAAAUCAUAUUUUAUAUAAA
Messenger RNA from Scophthalmus maximus (turbot), 743 nucleotides. It is a transcript of the gene hddc3, whose product is annotated as HD domain containing 3. The transcript has 4 exons. Gene Ontology annotation, molecular function: guanosine-3',5'-bis(diphosphate) 3'-diphosphatase activity. The coding region runs from base 112 to 651 and encodes 179 amino acids. The record is from RefSeq and is a predicted model, not a curated record. Lineage: Eukaryota; Metazoa; Chordata; Actinopteri; Pleuronectiformes; Scophthalmidae.